AUGAAGGACAUACUGAGGAAGAGUAGCACAUUAGAGUGGAAGGAGGAGCAGGAGAAGGCGAGCUCAGAAGAAAAGAAAGGAAAGAUGGAGGCCAGUGGAGACGCAAAGCCCAGAGACCUGAUGGAUCAGGACACAUUCUGGAGCAACUUUGCAAAUAAAGAGAGAAAGACCUACCUGUGCUAUGAGGUGGAGCUCCUGGAUGGCAACUCCUGGGUCCUGCUAGAGGAGGGCAGGGGCUUCCUCCACAAUCAGCUGGACCCAGCGAAGCGCUACAGGGUCACCUGGCUCCUGUCCUGGAGCCCCUGCACUGACUGUGCCAGGGAUCUGGUCACCUUCCUGCAGCACAACAGCCACGUGAGCCUCCGCAUCUUCACAGCCCGCAUCUACACCUACCUCAAAGGAUAUGAGGAGGGACUGCGCUCACUGCAGGGGGCUGGCGCCCACCUGGCCAUCAUGACCUCCACGGAGUUUGAGCACUGCUGGGGAACCUUUGUGCACAACCAGGGGACGCCCUUUGAGCCCUGGAAUGGCCUGGAUGAAAACAGUCAGGAGGAAUCAAUGAAGCUGCAGAGAAUUCUCCAGAAUGAAGACAACUGA
This is a messenger RNA of Orycteropus afer afer, 597 nucleotides long. The record is from RefSeq and is a predicted model, not a curated record. Lineage: Eukaryota; Metazoa; Chordata; Mammalia; Tubulidentata; Orycteropodidae.